Molecule: messenger RNA, 1978 nt
Organism: Syngnathoides biaculeatus (alligator pipefish)
Lineage: Eukaryota; Metazoa; Chordata; Actinopteri; Syngnathiformes; Syngnathidae
Gene: apobec2b
Product: apolipoprotein B mRNA editing enzyme, catalytic polypeptide-like 2b
Exons: 4
Coding region: 312-1109 (265 amino acids)
Biological process (GO): cytidine to uridine editing
Cellular component (GO): nucleus; cytoplasm
Molecular function (GO): cytidine deaminase activity; RNA binding
Source: RefSeq, a predicted model, not a curated record
UGGAAAUGGGAGGAAAUAUGGAGUUGGAGGCCCCUCGGUCCAAAUGCUCUCUUUACAGGGUUGCCAGUAGUACGUAUGGCAUUCAAAAUACUCCGUCUUGUUAUCUCUUGCCCUUUCAGUAUCCAGAGCAUGGAUGGGGGCUGAGAGGGAGGAGCGGGUUUGCUGAGCCUACCCUAGCCAGACGCGCACGGUCCGACUCAGAUGACAAUAGCUUCUAUUUCUGUUGAUGCACUCGGGUUAUCAGUCCACUUGCAUCUGCUCUCUCUCCUCUUCUGUCCUCAUCCGACGCUCGCACUUGCUCCGACAAAAUCAUGGCCGACAGAACCAGCCGGGUCAGUGUGAAGCGAAAGGAAAAGGUGGAAAACAAAACCAAUGACGAAAAGGAGAAGGAAAAGGCCAAAUGUGGGAAAAAGCAGGACAAAGUUGUCAAAAAGCCAGAGAUAGCACCUGAGCCGUGCCCGGGGGGUGAGGACAAGAAGAACGGGGAAGUUGCUGGGGCAGCGGGCAUGCAGGUCAAGAAAAGUGACGGAAAUGGGGAGUUUGAACCCAUUGAACUGCCGCCAUUUGAGAUCGUCACAGGAGCGCAGAUGAGCCCGUUCUACUUCAAGUUUCAGUUUAGGAACGUGGAGUACUCGUCCGGCAGGAACAAGACUCUGCUGUGCUACCGAGUGGACACGCAAGGGGGCAGCACAGAGCCACUAACAGGAUACCUGGAGGAUGAACAUGCUACAGCUCAUGCUGAAGAGGCCUUCUUUCAGCAAGUACUUCCUGACAGUAACCCCUCCCAGGAAUACGACGUCACGUGGUACGUGACAUCCAGUCCCUGCGUGGCCUGCGCAACCAAGCUGGCCAACAUCCUCCGGCAACGCAAGAAGCUCCGUCUAUGUAUAUUCUGCUCUCGGCUCUUUGAAUGCGAGGAGCCAGAAAUAGUGGAGGGGCUGAAGGCUCUGGCGAACGCUGGCUGCAAACUGAGGAUGAUGAAGCCCUCUGACUUCCAGCAUGUUUGGGAGACCUACGUCGAAAAGGAGGACCAAAGCUUCACGCCCUGGGAGGACUGUCAGGAGAACUACAGCUACUACGUGGAGAAACUGGCUGACAUCCUCAAGUAGAAGCAAGUGUGGACAAGGUUUCUCCUCCAGUGGAAAAUUUUGAACAUUUUGUGGUGAUGAUUUCAUUGGGAGACAAAGUUUUACUUCAAAUGUAUUUAAUUUUUUUUUACUGUAGCUUUAAUUCAUCACAUAUUAUCCAAGCAGUCACAUUAGACAGAGAACAAACUGGUGUCACAUUUACAUUAAAGGCACAGUUUCAUGUCCUUCAACUUUAUCACAACUGUCUAAUCUGUCGUUUGUUGCAACAAGUGUAUGUACAGCCCUCGGGUGACAUAAUACAGUACAGUACGAAGAAAACCCUGACAAAACAACGUUCGAAAAUAUUGUAACAGUACCUGAAUUAGUUCAUGAACAAAAAUACAAUUCAAAGCAAAUAAUAUAAUUUGCAGUCUUGAUCAGUGGACAUUUGACUUUCCAUUUGCACCACCAGUUAAAUAUUUCCUUUUUUUCUCUUCUGAUGUCCACACUCAUAUCGUUGCUGUUGUUUGGAAACCUCGUAUGACCAAUAAUGGCCAAUUUAAUAUCCUUUCACAAUAUGAUAAUAUUCGUCUAUCCUCAAGCCAUAUGUCAAUUAAAGUAUUAAAAAUUGCUUGAGAAGAAACCUAUUAACUGUCUGAGAAGCAAAACUCCGCCUCUUCCUUCAAUCUCCCGGACCUGUGUGCACUAUGUUUGCUCAAGACUGAAAAUAUGGCUGCUUUUUAGGCAAUAACAAAUAAAAAUGGGUAGGUUAGAUUUGCAUAAGCUAGUCUAAAGGCCUCUUUAUACUCACACGUGCAGCGACCGCGCUGACAUCGCGUGCGGAGUUUGCCUUUAUACUCCAGGGCAACCCAUGCGUGCAGUUUUAAAAAUGUGCUGCAGUUCUUCUCCAA